This is a messenger RNA of Micropterus salmoides (largemouth bass), 3420 nucleotides long. It is a transcript of the gene gdpd5a, whose product is annotated as glycerophosphodiester phosphodiesterase domain containing 5a. Gene Ontology annotation, molecular function: glycerophosphodiester phosphodiesterase activity. Gene Ontology annotation, biological process: positive regulation of neuron differentiation; lipid metabolic process. Lineage: Eukaryota; Metazoa; Chordata; Actinopteri; Centrarchiformes; Centrarchidae. The transcript is spliced from 16 exons. Gene Ontology annotation, cellular component: plasma membrane. The record is from RefSeq and is a predicted model, not a curated record. The coding region runs from base 381 to 2141 and encodes 586 amino acids.
ACAGUUUUUAACUCUUCUAUGAACACUGAAGGCACGUCUCUGUUCAAGGAGAAACUGUGUUAUGGUUUAUUAAAACAUCCGUUUUUUAAAACGUUCCAGCUGUUGCGUUAAACGUGGCCGUCGCUGUUCGUGCGGAUCAUAGGCUGAUGUGCGCCCUCGGUCUGUCUCAGACUGCCGCUGAAAGUUACUUUAAAGACUUAUAUGAAUCCGUAAAGUCCAAGUGUGAAGAGACGACAUCAUGUCCACAUCCGUGGAAAUAACUGAUUAACCGAGAGCUUCUGACGUUUCACUGUCCAGGAUACAGCGGCGGUCGUGGAGGUAAGGUUCCCAGUCCUGUGUGGGAUGUUAACGGACUGGUGGCGCGUUGAGGCUGAAGGAGCAUGGUGAAACACCAACCCUUGCAGGUCUAUGAGAAGCAGGUCUUUGUGUCCUUUGUCACUGGGAUCUAUGGUUGCCGCUGGAAACGCUACCAGCGUUCCCAAGACGACAGCUCCAGGUGGGAGUGUACAUGGUUCGUCAUCUUGUGCAGCUCUUUCUUUCUGCUUCUCUUUUGGGCGUACUUCUGGUUGGUGGCUCGAAAUGAUUUCAACGAAUUCAACUGGUCGGUAUACAACCGCUCUGGAGAGUGGAAGGAUGAGACGAUCCCCAUCCUCGCAUCCACCACCGUGGGAUUCAGCUACAUCACAUUCUUAAUGAUUUUAGCACUCUUCCAUAUAUCCUUGGGCCAGCAGCUCAACUUGUACUGGGUUCACAAGAUUGGCGUGUUGGCUACGCUGCUCACCACUAUCUCUGGUGUUGUCUCUGUUGAUGAUAUAUGGGGAGAUGAGUGGGACAUCCUGCUUGUAUCACUACAGUCCACAGCACCUUUCCUGCACAUUGGAGCCCUGGCAACAGUCACAGCUAUCAGCUGGUUGGUAGCUGGAUAUGUGGUCCGCAGAGAGCGAUCCAGCUUCCAGGUGAUGGUGUUGGUGAUCUACAUUAUCAUCCUCCUGGCUCUCUGUUUGGCACCGCUCUCAUUUAACUGCCCCUGCAUCAUGGACCGCCACAACCUCAAACCUCGACCAGACGUCAUUGGCCGACGGGGAGCUCCUAUGCUGGCUCCAGAAAACACCAUAGUGUCCUUCAACAGAGCCCUGCAGCAUGGAGCCAGCUCCCUGGAGGCAGACGUCACGAUCAGUGCGGACGGCGUUCCCUUCCUUAUGCGAGACCACACCAUGAGACGAACCACGGAUGUUAGUAAGGUCUUCCCAGUCAGACAGAAUGACGAUGCCUCUUUCUUCAACUGGACAGAGAUUCGCUCUCUGAACGCAGGCCAGUGGUUUUUGGAGAGUGACCCCUACUGGACAGUAGAAACCCUUACAGCCAGGGAACGGAGCAGAAUAGGCAACCAGACGGUUUGCAGUCUGGUGGAAAUGCUGCGUCUGACGGCCAGGGCCAACAGCUCAGCGCUGCUCAACAUCCGGAAGCCUCCACCAGAGCACCCGCGCUACCGGAACUGGUUCAUGGACACGUUGUGGGCUGUGCAGAAGGCAGGCAUUUCCCAGAAGAGGGUGAGGACUGUGACGUGGACCCCCGACACGGACAGGGGGAGGGUGCGAGGGCUUCAGCAGACCGCAAAUGAGAAGCUGUCAAUGCAAGAGAUAAGGCAGAGGGGAAUAACAAGCCUGACCCUCCGCUACAGCAAGGCCAGCCACAAAGACAUACAGGAGUAUCUGGCCAAUAAUGUGAGCGUGACUGUCUACCCAGUGAAUGAGCCCUGGCUCUACUCCAUUCUGUGGUGUAGCGGGGUGCCUUCUGUGUCCUCCGAUGCCCCCCAAAUCCUCCAAAAGGUGCCUUACCCCAUCUGGCUCAUGAGCCAGAGUGCUUACAACUUCAUCUGGAUCACUUCAGAUCUGGUCUCCCUCGCCAUAGUCAUAGGGAUUUUCUGUUUGCAAAAGUGGAGGAUAAGCGGGAUGCAGAACUAUAACCCAGAACAGAUCAUGCUGAGCGCUGUGACGCGUCGGUCCAGUCGGGACGUCAACAUCAUGAAGGAGAGGCUCAUAUUCUCAGAAGUUAACAAUGGGCUCAGCAGUACUGAGGAGCUCUCUCUGUAUCCUGAGAACGGUUAUGCGACAUACUCUCAUGGAGGCCUCAGUCGCUAAACUUAACACACUGCCACAGCUGGAAAAUCUUGGAUGAAAGUUUGAUUUCCACGCUUGACUGACUGAAGGUUAUGUCGGAAGAAAAAGGAGCCCGUCAGAGAAACUGACCUAGUAGUCAACUUACCCUGGAAGUGAAAACAACAUGGAUACCAAAUAUUGUCUAAAGUAAGGACAAUGAAAGUUUCUUCUGUUUGGCCUAUUGAACACAUUAUUCUUUUAGUUUUCCAGUUUUAUGUAAAAUAUGAAUGUGUGUACUAUCUUUUUGUGUGUAAUUUUUCCAUGUUAUUACAUCAGGCUGCCAGUGUCAACCACAUUCCUCAAAAAUAGUUUGCCAUUUACCUUUAAAGUUGCUGUAAGAAGUCAUUUUCUUACUUUCAAUGUUUAAAGGUGUACGCUGGUAAGUGUAGCAAGUAUCUGUCCGUGUUGUCAUCACUUACGGGGUUAGCUAAGCAUUGGGCAAAUGUCUGAGUCAGAUGGUAUUUCCGUCAGAACUGAAUCCAUGGAGCAGGUGACACUGGAGUUUGUGUUUCUCUGCCAUCAAAACAUUUGAAUCAUCAUUUUAAAACAACUUCAAAUCACAUUUAAAUGUAGAAGCUUCUUGGCUUCGUCUUCUUGGAACCAAAAGAUGACUGCUGCUCAUUCAGCAGACAAAUGUGGUGAUGUGCGUGGUGAUUGGGCCACAAAGACAUCUGACUACUAUGAGAAAAAAAUCCCUGUUCGCUUGAGUGACCUUCUCAAAAGUUGUAUUUGAGCUAAUAAAGACUGUAAUGUUGUUUUUUUCCAUGGGAUUUACUUCACUGUUGUUUUUUUUAACAGAAGGAACAGGCUGUGUAGUGUCCUGUAUUAUAAACUGAUGUAAAUAUGAGUUGUUUCACGUGUUUUUAUUUUCUUCCCUCUGAGAGGAUUUCAAUGGUUUGGUUAAAUCAAUUGUGUAUUUUAUGUUUGGUUUUAUUAUCACAAGACUGAUGUCUUCUUUUAAUUGUGAAAGACAGAUUAGGGCACAUGUGAAAACGUAUUUUCUUGCAGUUUCGUGGGAUGAGGGGCUUUGGGGAGAGUAUAUUGUGGUCAGUGGUCUGAUCUUUUUUCUGCCUCUUUUCUGUCAUGCCAUGAUUGAUUUACUUUAUAGUCAUAUUAGCUAGUACAACUUUCACAUGGCUGCCUUUUUGUUAAAUUAAUUGACUAGUGGAAUAUUGUCUAAUAGUAUUUGUAGUUUAGUGAUUGGUAAUAUAAAACUACUUUUGCCGCAGACAUGUUCAAUAAAAGGAAUAUUUUCUCUUGU